Molecule: messenger RNA, 649 nt
Organism: Phalaenopsis equestris
Lineage: Eukaryota; Viridiplantae; Streptophyta; Magnoliopsida; Asparagales; Orchidaceae
Product: thaumatin-like protein 1
Exons: 1
Biological process (GO): defense response
Cellular component (GO): extracellular region
Source: RefSeq, a predicted model, not a curated record
UUUACUUCAAAUUGAGGCCACCCACUUCACAAAAAGUUCCAUGCCCUUCCACAAAGGAGACCCACCACAGCAAACCUCCCACUAACUCUCAAACUCUCCAUCACCUAGAAACAAUUUAAAAUCCUGACAAUCCCUCAUUCUCAAUACAAUAAGCAAAUAUAUGCUACAAGAACAAUCAUGCUGACGAAAAUUUAUCUUAUUUUUCUUCUGUUUUUCAAAUUCCACUCCCUGGUGUCUUGUAACUUCAUAAUAUCAAACAAUUGCCCGUAUACAAUCUGGCCUGGGACGCUGGCUGGCGCCGGAACAUCGCAAUUAUUGUCGACGGGAUUUAGGCUCGAUCCAAGUCAUUCGGCAAGGUUGGCAGCACCAUUAGGGUGGUCAGGCAGGAUAUGGGGGAGAACAGGGUGCGAGUUUGAUGGCAAUGGGGUCGGUUUUUGUGCAACAGGAGACUGCGGUGGCAAGUUGCAGUGCGCCGGGGCUGGUGCUGCACCUCCGACUACCCUGUUUGAGAUCACCCUUGGGACAGGACAACAAAUGGAUUUCUAUGAUGUUAGUCUUGUUGAUGGAUAUAAUUUGCCACUUUUUGCAGCGCCCAGGGUGCGAUAUGGAACAUGCAACUUUACCAGUUGUACGACCGACCUCAAUUCUG